GUCUAGUUAGCUUAGCAGACGUUUCAUUCUAAAUGAUUUCUGUAUUCUUAUCAUUUCAUAUUUUCUUAAGCUACAUAAGAAGAGUUCAAACCUUUUUAAAAUGUCAACCACACAGGCAGACGUGGUGGAAAAAAAGCCAAAGAAGAAAUGGGUGAUGUGCUGUCCCAAAGAUCUAAAGAAAUCUCCGAAAAAAGAAAUUGAAAGACCAUUGCCACCAAUUCAGCAAGUAAAUUGUGAACGCAUCGAAAAGUUACCCAAAGCGAUUAAGAAACAGGAGGAACCUCACUGUGAACAGUCCAAACAUUAUCGUACGCCUGCCGAGAAACGAGCUCAUCUGGAGAAGGAAGUAGUUCCAAUUUUUAUGCAAGGCAUGUUGGAGUUGGCACGUGAACAACCCAAGGAUCCGAUUAGCUAUCUAGAGAAGUUCUGGCUUAAGAAGCAGCACAAGUGUGACAUAUCGUUGCCGGAGAACCUGCUUUAGAAUUAAAUAUGCUCUUUACUGUAUUCAAAUUUCAAACCAUCGAUAAAUAAAUGUUUCUGAUUAUCGUUUGACGCAAUCAA
Molecule: messenger RNA, 561 nt
Organism: Drosophila sulfurigaster albostrigata
Lineage: Eukaryota; Metazoa; Arthropoda; Insecta; Diptera; Drosophilidae
Product: protein dpy-30 homolog
Exons: 1
Coding region: 101-481 (126 amino acids)
Source: RefSeq, a predicted model, not a curated record